GGGGGCGCCGUUCGGCGACUCCAUAACCGUGACCCAUCCAAUCUUGCGGCCGGUCUUAUCGUAGUGACCUUUUUCGGUCACCAUCCAGCCAUGUCGACCGGAAUGAUCGAGGUCCUGGAACUGGAGCUACGAAAUAUUCAAGAUCGUUUGAGCCACCUUGAGGCCGCCACCGACCCGCAGCCGGACGCGCCGGUGUCGGACGACGAGAAGCCGCCACAGCCGGGACCGCCAGUGGAUCCUGAGGAGCGGAAUGGGAAGGAGCCGGGCUUGGUGAAGGUGAGCUUGGAUGAGAGCGUUUGGAGUCUGGCAGUCGUCGUGGGCCUGGAGAAGAGCUCCUUCAAUGGAUUCUUCGAUUGCUUCGUGUCCGGAGGGCUGGCACUCAUGACCAUCAUUGCUCAAAGCCUCUUCCUUGGGAUCUUGCUCUCACAGGCUUUCCUCCGACCUCCAGAGGAGCAAUUGAUGGAGGCCCGUUUGUGGCGAAACCGGAUGGCUCAUGAUGCGAAGUUCAUGGACUUGUCGGGUCACAGUUGGGCUUGGCGCGUCUGUGAGAAUUUUGAAGGCUUUUGGGGUUCCAAGCUACGAGAGAUCAAUGAUCACUUGGCGCUCCGGCCCAAUGACUUGGAGAUGACUUCUGCUUUUCGUCCGGGCUCAGUGAUGUGUAUCUUGUGCAUCUUCCUUUGGAGUCUGAUGGUCAUGAAGGAAGUGAGGAUGUACUGGCUGACCUGUCAGGGUUUGUAUUGGGCACCCAGGUCUGAGGAGAGCACUGAAGGGAGAACAGUGUCCGUGUCGUCCUGCCGUGUGUGGUCUCUAAUUUUUGUGUACUUCCUGCGCACAGCCAUUGCAAGCGCUCUUUUGGCUGGUGGUGUACUUUGGCUGGCGAAAACCACCUCUCUCUUGGAGAUGAUGUUCAUGACAGCAGCCUUUCCGAUGAUCCUCAAUAUCGACAAACACGUCUUUGCUGCAAUCAUGCCAAUGGAGAUCAAGCUGGGUAUUCAGAAGUUUCCUCCUUUUCAGUUGACAUACAGCCGAGUACAUAGUCAGAUGGAGGCUUUUCUGGGUGCUUUCUUGAUAGCAACUGUGCUUUUGGUCACAUAUUCCCAGCUCAUAGGUCCACGGGAGAGUUUGUUUCUUCAAGUGAAACGUGAGCUAUGUGCUGGACACUUGGACUUUGUGGCUUCAUAUAAUCCUGAUACCCAACUGACAUAUGCCAUGAGAGAAAUGGCAGAGGUGCCUGCAGUUCGCGCAGUCGAAGACUACAAAUUCAGCUCCAGUUCCGCCUGUUCCUCUGGUUCCUGCUGGAAGCCUCUGAUCUUCACCGAAGCUCGCCGCUUUUGGCUGGAUACCUCGAGGACCAUGCAGCAGGAGGCGCAGAAGGCGCCCUGCUGGGAGCUGAGCUCCAACGAGAGCGACGCCACCUGGGCGUUGCUUCGGAGCUCCGCAGCUCGAGCUCUGCUCGUGGCGCCCGGUGAGACCGAAGCUCCCAGCUGCGAAGAGAUGGCCGACAGGUGCCUGGAGCCAUCGGCGAGGCUUCUGAGACUGGCCUGUGGAGUCACCUGCGGAUGUACAGAGCUCAAAUCGCCCUGGUACAGAGUGGAAGCACAAGGAUGUUCUUCCAAAUGCCUGGCGCAGAGCGCGCCAAGCCUCCUGAACAACCCUUGUGAUAAUGUGGUCUCCAAUCAGACCUGGAAUGAUCUUUGGGACGAGUAUGUACCUGUCUUGUCCGGCUUCUUGAAGAGAAACCUGAGCCAGGAUGAGACGUCAGCCGCUUCGCAGCUGCAGCAAAGCGUUCAGGGAAUGAAGUCAGAAGGUUGUGGCUACUUGCUGAAAGAGCCUUUUGAAUGGCACACAGGUGCCAAGUGGUGCGAGGGGCACCCAGAUUUGUUCCGACCCUUUGCCGAUCUCUGCCCUGAAAGCUGUGGGCUUUGCAUCUAAGAUGAAGCCCCAACAUCAGGGAGAUUCAGGGAAUUUCCAUGUGGAGCCAAACUCAAAACACUUGAAGAAUGACGAAAACGCAGGCUUUCUUCCCUUUUCAAAACAAUGAACAAGUCAAUUUGUAAAUUUGUGUUUCACGUCAAGACUCUUGACGCCAACGUCACCAAAGUGACCUCGGCUGCCGAAGACUCAUCUCGGAUGCGAAAUGAA
Durusdinium trenchii is the source of this 2142-nucleotide messenger RNA. NCBI's taxonomy places the organism in Eukaryota, Dinophyceae, Suessiales, Symbiodiniaceae. The record is from the annotation of a GenBank genome assembly.